GACAUAUCCUACAAACUGAAACUUCCUUUGACCGCAGCUGAGAGGGAAGAGUUAUGUAAUUUCUUUGACCUUCAAGGAAAUGGCUGGUUCCACUAUUUGUCCUUUCUAAAUGCAGUUAAGGGGCUGUCACCGGGCCAAGAGGUCAACCCCUGUGUUUUCAACAUUCACACCAAACGGCUUCACAAAAGGGCCGGAUCAAAAUCGAUGGCUGUCACAGUCUAUGAUUUCUUAACAGAACUGAAGGGAAUU
Messenger RNA from Candidula unifasciata, 249 nucleotides. Lineage: Eukaryota; Metazoa; Mollusca; Gastropoda; Stylommatophora; Geomitridae. The record is from the annotation of a GenBank genome assembly.